Molecule: messenger RNA, 2748 nt
Organism: Rhineura floridana
Lineage: Eukaryota; Metazoa; Chordata; Lepidosauria; Squamata; Rhineuridae
Gene: RNF128
Product: ring finger protein 128
Exons: 7
Coding region: 232-1422 (396 amino acids)
Source: RefSeq, a predicted model, not a curated record
CUCCCCUUCCCUCCCACUGACCCAUCCCCUCCCGUCGGCUCGCGAGUGGGCGGGAAAGCUGCACAGGUAAGGAGGACGGCGUCACGCGCACGGUUGGGCCAGUCGCCCGCCUGAGGUACAUCACGACGAGUUGUCGCCCGUCACUCGCCGGCUCUUCCUUGCUCGCUUCGUCCUCGGCCGUAACAGCAGUAGCCCUUCUGUUUCCCCUCCCCUGCCUCGUCGCUUGAGGCGAUGUGGCCGCCUGCCCUUUGCGCCCUGGGCGCUCUGCUGUGCCUGGCCCCGCCGCUCCAUCACGCGGCGUCGGCGCAGGCAGUCUGGACCGCUUGGCUCAACAUUUCGUGGAAGAUGCCCGGCAGCAACCAGAGCCACGGGAGCGCCGGCGAGAACGGCGUCUACGGGCAGGACUCGCCCCUGCGGCGGGCGGGCGGCGUGCUGGUGCUGCCGCAGGGGCUCGACGCCGUCAACGCUUGCAACCCCCUCACCAACUUCAGCCUCCCGGCCGCCGGCGCACCAUGGCUCGCCCUCAUCCAGCGGGGCGGCGGAUGCACCUUCUCGGAGAAGAUCAACGUGGCUGCCAAGCGGGGGGCCGCCGCCGUCGUCAUUUACAACUACGGCGUCGGGAUGGGGAACGACAUCCAGCCCAUGACCCACCCUGGUACAGGAAGCACUGUUGCCAUUAUGAUUAGCCAUUUGAAGGGCCAAGAAAUCCUUAAUAGGAUGACAGAAGGCUAUCAAGUGACUAUGAUUAUUGAAGUGGGGAAAAAGCAUGGAUCAUGGAUGAACAACUAUUCCAUCUUCUUCGUUUCUGUGUCUUUCUUUAUUGUCACAGCAGCCACUGUGGGGUACUUCAUAUUUUAUUCUGCACGGAGGCUUAGGAUUGCAAGGGCUCAGAACAGGAGACAGAGACGACUGAAAGCAGAUGCCAAAAAAGCUAUUGGACGGCUUCAGCUGCGCACACUAAAACAGGGAGAUAAGGAGACUGGCCCUGAUGCAGACAGCUGUGCAGUGUGUAUUGAAGUGUACAAGCCAAAUGAUGUUGUGCGAAUUUUAACAUGCAAUCAUCUCUUCCACAAGAGCUGUAUUGAUCCAUGGCUGCUGGAACACAGGACAUGCCCCAUGUGUAAAUGUGACAUACUGAAGGCUCUGGGAAUUGAGGUGGAUAUAGAAGACAGAGGAGAGUCUUUCCAACCCACUGUAUCCAAUGAAGCUUCUAACAUCCCUUCACAUAACGAAGAGGAUAGUCAUAGUGAGACAGCAUCAUCCGGAUAUGCUUCUGUACAAGGAACCGAUGAGCCAGCUGCAGAGGAACCUGCCCCUUCAGAAAGUGACAAUCUCCAUCUUGUGAACAACAUAACCCAAUCUCCACCUGUAGAUGUGCUUCCACACCUUGACAACUCAGGUUUUCAGGCAGAUGAAGUAUAAACUCAUGAAGCAAAGACCUAAACAGCUGUUUUGACAAAACUGCUAUCUACCUGACAUAACCAGCAUCAAACAAUGACAGAACUGAUAAGACUGAUGUAGCAGCAAUGUUGCCUUGAUAUAGAGAUAAAAUACGCAAUUUAAGAUUGCAAUUACAUGGAAUGACCUGCCCAUUUACUUUUUUUUUGUGGAAUUAGUUUUAGUACUCUUCAGUACAGAGAUUUCUUUUCAGUGCAACCAAGGAAGACAAAAUCUUAACACCAAGCUAUUUAAGCACAGCUACUUUUCAUGCGAUAGAACUUCAUUCAGUCAACCAACCAAACCAUAAUAUUGUCCAUUUUUAAGAGAGGUUUUUGGUUUACAGUUAACUUUCAUAACUGAAUUAGCUUUCUUGAACUUCUGGUUUAUGGUAACCACUUGGUGUGUUCAUUUUUCAUUAUUAGCUUAGGUUUAAUAUGUUUUUACAUAUAAGUGGCCUCAUAUUCAGUGCAGCACCUCUUGCUGCAUUAAGCUACUAGGACUUAACAAACCAAUCUGCCUAUGAAAUGUAUCCAUAAAAUAUAUUGGGAAUUCUCUGCACCUGCUAUGCUGGAUUAGAGAGCUAAAACUCAUGAAACACAAUGCACAUUUUAAAAAUGUCUGAGCUGUGUUUGAAUAAAAGGUUAGGCAUCUUUAAUUUGCACAUUUUACAGAAGAAUAGCUGCAUACAGUCAUACACAUCAUCCAAGUUUACUGUGGACUACUUUAACUGGGGCAAACAGUCACAUAGCCCAGGAAUCUGUCCACUUUUGGAUAUUGCUGCCCUCAGCCUUGGUGGUGGCUGAAGAUCUCUCACUUGAAGGAAGUUUUGUUGCUGCUGCUGCACCGAAGGGACAGUUAAAUAACGAUUCCCAAAGGAUGGUUAAAAUGGCAAUUAAUGAAUGGAUGAACUUCUUUGAAAUUAUUUUUCUAAUGUGUGAGACAGGAAUUUGGAUAUGAGGAUAAGAGGGGAACACAGGGUGCCUUAGCAUGGAGCCUGGAACCUCAUCCACCAAAGUGAACUACAUCUAAUAAUGCACUUUAUUUUUAUUUUGCGUCUCCUGUGUUUGUUUCUAAUUGCAAGUGCUAGCAUAAGCGGCCUGGAGAACUACAAUAAUGUGUUUUUAUCUUUCCCUUGAUUCUAACAGGAAACAAUACAUCUUUCCCCUCAUUUUUUGCAUAGGGUUUGAUAAAGUUGUAAAUAUUUGAUUUCUAUUAAAAAUCUCUUGAAUACAAAAUGUAAAUAAAGCUAUUCUAAUGCCCAUUUAGGAUGUUCACUUAUUUUUGAUAAUAAAAGCAGUUGUGUAUAAA